CACGGGAGGGUAUGUAUCGAAGGUAUGUGUAUGCGGCAGCUACCGGCUAAAGACACCGACCAAUCAAAGACGAAGGUGACGAUAUUAGGUUAGAAUCCAAUUGAAAACCAUUUGAAAACAUUAGAAAUAAUUUCAGUGAACAUAAAAUCAAGAGCAAUGAGUGAUCCCAAAAAUAAUCCUGCAUUCAAUUAUAGAGGCGGACCGCAUGGGCUAGGGGAUCCAGAUGAUCUAUCCUUGAGGAAAGUUGAAGAAAACGUUUUGAUUCCCAAGUUAAUUCGCGAGGUAUCAAGACAAGAAAAAUGUACUGAAGAAGUACAAGGUACUAUGUUGGCUCUACAUCGAGUGUAUAAUGAUGGCCCAGUGUUAUGCAACCUUCAACAUACUUUCACCCAAUGCUGUUGUGACAGUGGUCUGCUAAUGGUAGUGAAGUGCCGAAAUGAAAAUAAUCUUCUAAAAGAAUGUCUCGCAAAGUGGUUUACAAACACCGAGUUUGCUGCAGCGUGUAAGCAAAGAUAUUUAGCUGAAAGGAGUGAGUAUAGAAGAACAGGUAUCACUAAGAAGAGGAGAGAAUAUAACCAGUCGGUAAAUUCAGAGUCGAUGUAAUCAUUUCGGUUGUAUUACCUAUAUUAUUCGUUAACUCAGGUUGGCAAAUACGUUGUGAUUUCAAAUCACAAAACUUAUUGUUAGAUACACGUGACUAUACCUAUGAUUGUUAAAACCCAAUCAGAAUUCAUUUGGGAGUAUAGUGUAAUAAAUGAUAUAUAUUUAUCCAACAUAGCACUGAUAAGAAUGAGUAGUAAUAAACAAUGAAAAUUAAACGAGUCCGUGAAUGUAA
Molecule: messenger RNA, 835 nt
Organism: Athalia rosae (coleseed sawfly)
Lineage: Eukaryota; Metazoa; Arthropoda; Insecta; Hymenoptera; Athaliidae
Product: COX assembly mitochondrial protein homolog
Exons: 3
Coding region: 157-603 (148 amino acids)
Cellular component (GO): mitochondrion
Source: RefSeq, a predicted model, not a curated record